AAAUUUCAUUUUGUUUUUAUUCCUCAAAAAAUUUUGAAGGAAAAAAUAUCGCAGAGCAUCUUGCCUUCUGGCUCGUUCAUUUUUUUUUUUUUUUUUUGACAUGUCGGGGAAAAUUUUGAAGCCAUUUCUUUAUCGCUUUUAUUUUUGCACGCCGGAAAUUCCAUAUUCGUCAUAUUUCAACGACUUUCAACACGAUAAGUAAUUAAGAAGAAGAUUUUUCCCGUCUUUGCGGCUUUUUUUGUUAACGUAUCGAUAUAAGAAAAAGAAUCGCGAUUGAAAAUUUAGCGUAUCGAUUGGUAAGGAACUUUUUUUUAUUGAUUGUUUUUCUCCCAGCUGAAACUCCUCCCCUUACGCAUGGCGACAUGGACAUGGUUGGGUCGUAAACAAGUCGUGGUUCUUCUUCUUCUUCUUUUUUAGUGGGGGCUUUACACCUCCCUUAUAUAACCAGGUUCCUUUUUUUCCACUGUUAUAUUACGAGCGCACAAAGUAUUCGACAAGAAGAUGACGGCUCCGAGAGCCAUCAUCAACAAACUCGGAAUGUUUUUAGACAAAUGCCAUCAGGCUGCGUGGCGAUUGAAAGAUCCUUCCAAUUUGGCCGUGACUCGUAUACUCUUUGGGUUUCUUAUGGUUCUAGACAUCCAUAUUGAGCGUGGCUUUGCAGAAGUGGACCACAGGUUUGGUGAUUUCACGCAAUGCCAUUUCCCCUUAUUUGAUUUCGUCAAGCCGCUGACUUUUCAGUGGAUGUGUAUGCUUUACCUGCUCAUGUGGUUGGGGGCUUGUGGGAUCAUGUUGGGAUAUAAUUUCAAACUGAGCUGUCUCAGUUUCAGCGUUCCCUAUUGGUAUGUCCUGUUAUUAGAUAAAACCUCUUGGAACAAUCAUUCAUAUCUCUACGGACUUCUGUCCAUACUUUUGCUGUUUUCGUCAGCCAAUCACUACUGUUCAAUUGAUGCAUGGAUCGAUCCCAACAUUAGAAACAAACCUGUGCCAAACUGGAACUACAUUCUAGUCAAAUUCCAGAUAUUCCUACUCUAUUUUUAUGCCGGUGUCAAGAAGAUGGACCCAGAGUGGCUGGGUGGCUAUUCCAUGAGGAAUCUUGGCAGCCACCAAGUUUUCACACCUUUCACAGUCUUUCUAAGUGAAGAAACCAUCGAAUAUUACAUGGUGCAUCUCGGAGGUUUCAUUUUGGACCUGACUGUCGGUUUCUGGUUGUUGUGGCCGAAAUCGCGGCCUUUGGCUUUAUUUUUUGCUACUUCAUUCCACAUGAUGAAUGCACAACUUUUUACGAUAGGAAUGUUCCCUUACGUUUGUCUGGCCACAUUACCUGUGUUUUGUGACGAUGACUGGCCAAAACGUUGGAUCGCUGGAUGCCCUGGGCUGCUGCGCAAAUGUCUUCCAGACGCCACAAAGAUAACUAAUGUUUGUGAUUCUCCGGUCGAAAAACGCGGCAAGAAUUCAUCCUUCAAACUAACUCUGAUGGGUCUCUACGUCGUAACUCAAUUGGCUCUUCCCUGGUCGCACUCGGUCACUCAGGGCUACAACAACUGGACCAAUGGUCUUUACGGCUACUCUUGGGACAUGAUGGUCCACGCUUGGGAGACGAUGCACGUCGUAGUGACGGUGAAAGAUAAAACCACUGGACGAAUCAACUACCUUGACACUGAGGUUUUCGUGAGGAACGACAAAUGGGUUGGUCAUGCUGAUAUGAUUUAUCAGUACGCUCAUUGCGUCAAGGAUCGCUUGGGGGCGGUCAACAUGACCGAUGUAGCCAUUUACGUCGAUGUCUGGCGUUCGUUGAACGGCCGCUUCCAACAGAGAUUGAUAGAUCCACGCGUCAACUUGCUCGAGGCCGAAUGGUCGCCUUUUCGGCCUACUCCUUGGCUCAUGCCGCUCCUGACGGAACUGUCGGCCUGGCGGCAGAAACUCAACCAAUUGGAGCGCACCGUUUUUGACUGGUCAGAUUCCUCACGAGUCGCCUUUGUGGCUGAUUUCCCAGGUUUGUCCAUGGACAAUUACGUGCCGGCUGGUGUGACCAACGCGACUAUCCAGGUGUUGGAGGGCCAGGUGGAGUUAUCGAUCGAAAACGGGACUCGAUCGUAUCUGAAUGUCAACGAUACGGCGUCUCUACCGUCGAGCGUCAUGCACAGAAUCACGACGACUUCCAACAUUCCGGCUUGUUACAUGUACACCUUCGUCGGGCCUUCCAGCGAUUCGCCAUCAGCCAACGCAUCGAGCAGGAAUGCCAAAACGCCACAGUCGACCACCCAUGAAGAUGUUUCUCUGAUGACACCCUUCGCCAAAUCUUUAGCUCUUGUUGGCCAGAGUCUACUCAAUCUAGUCUUCGGUAUUCCACUCGUGAUGCACAACAAGACUAGAAAGCUACCUCUAUGUACACACACUGUGAAAUUGUUGACAGUUUUCCAGGGGGAUGUCGAAUCUACACCCACUCGUUGCCGUAGCGUGCCGUGCCGUGUUGUGACGUCGCCUGCGGUGAGGGCUGGAUGUUGUGGAAACGAGUGCGAAGAGGCGAGCAGAAACCUUGAACUCCGGCAGCAGCAGCAGCAGCAGCAGUGGUGUUGCCGUUAACGUAAUGUAAUGCUCUUUGUGGGCGUACUUCUAGAUGUCCUCCACCAUCGGCGAUGCCGUCAGAACAGAGCAGCUGCUUGAAUCCGCUGCGGAAUCUCGGGUCAAGGAAAUGAUACAAAAGCGGAUUGACGCAACUGUUUGCACUGCUGAGCCAUUGUGCCACGGGCAUGAUCAUUUCCCAGAAUUCAGCCUCGGGCUCGCUCAUGCUCUUGGCGAAUUUUAAACGCGUGAAAGUGGCGUAGAGCGGGAACCAGGAGAGCGCGAAAGCUGCGACGACGACGCCCAACAUCCUGAGAGCUCGUAUUUUGGCCCUGUGCAAGUUGAGUCGACCACCCACGCCAUUGUAUCGUCUCCGGUUGUUGUUGUAAUGGUGACACCGGUGGUGAUGAUUGGGGGGCCCCUGCUCGCCGCUGCCGGGAAUCUGACGACACCAAAUUUGCCUGCAGAUUAAAGCGUAACAGGCGGCGAUGAUGACCAGCGGCAGGACGUAGCAAAGGGUCAGGUGAGCCACGGCGUAGUAAGUAUCUCCCAUCAGCGGAUCUGGCCAUAUUUCUGUACAAACCUAUUUGCAGUUAGUCACGAUUAUAUUAACAAAUGCCUACUGUUUGAUUAUAAGCUCGGCUUUAUUAUCUAACCAGCGUUUCGGACACGUAAUCCUGGCGGAAGACGACCAGCCACGGAAGAGUUAUAAUUGCGGAUCCGAUCCAGAUGAGGCCAAUGAUGACCCGACAGCACUUGGAGCUCAACCGUUUCUUCCACGGCGACGAGAUGGACCAGUAGCGCUCGACGGCCACGGCCACCAGCGUGUAAACCGAGGCACUCACGCUGACUCCCUGCAGGUACGGCACCAAUUUGCAAAUGAUGGAGCCCAUCACCCAAGCUGUCCUCGGAAAAAGACGCAAACACAUCAAAUCACGCCGGCGCAGAAGACGAGGCCGUAGGCUGUGCAAAGAGCUCCACUUACCCACACAUUGUAACGAUACCACGAAGUUGGCGGAGUCGACAAUUCCGGCCAAUCGGUUCCAUUCUCACUGAGAAAAUCCAACGGAUAAUCCAUCGAGAACGAUUGCUGUGUGUCGACUGAGUUGACCAAACUCAUCGGAAGCAAACGCAGAGAAGGCCGUUGAUCGAUAACGUCGACGAAUAUCCCAGAAAAUGUACUGCAAUGACGAGGAGAAAGUCUGCGCGAUGAUCAACGAAUAGUCGACAUCAGAAAAUUACAGUCUGUGUGAACCGCGUCAACUGAUGGAAAGCCCGCACACACUGACUUGUAAGCAUUGCCAGCCAGUGUCUGACGACGAUCGUGAAAUGGACGCAAGCAAAGCAAAGGACGCCAAGGAGGGAACCGAGAACGCUGAAAUUAAGGAAUCCAGGAAGGAGUUCUUCUCUUCUUUUUACGACACUGUACCGUGCGUGAAGAAUGAAUGCGAAUCAAAAGUGGAACAGCGUAAACUCGAAGUGGGAAACCGUUGCCGACACGUUCGAGCAUAUUACUAAGUAAUCAAUUACGAUGUGCACAGCGGCGUGCGUUCGUGCGUCAAAGAGAGACUAAAAAAAGUCACGCUAAUGACCAUUUCCUUUUUUAUAUUCGUUCUUUGUUGUAAUUUGUGUGGUGUGGUGAUCAAUAUUUUGAAAUGUAGUUCGUGAACGAUA
Daphnia pulicaria is the source of this 4236-nucleotide messenger RNA. RefSeq names its product vitamin K-dependent gamma-carboxylase-like. Gene Ontology annotation, molecular function: vitamin binding; gamma-glutamyl carboxylase activity. The coding region runs from base 502 to 2583 and encodes 693 amino acids. The transcript is spliced from 14 exons. Gene Ontology annotation, biological process: peptidyl-glutamic acid carboxylation. The record is from RefSeq and is a predicted model, not a curated record. Lineage: Eukaryota; Metazoa; Arthropoda; Branchiopoda; Diplostraca; Daphniidae.